Messenger RNA from Uranotaenia lowii, 2525 nucleotides. Its product is annotated as tetracycline resistance protein, class C-like. The transcript is spliced from 8 exons. Bases 905 to 2359 code for a protein of 484 amino acids. Lineage: Eukaryota; Metazoa; Arthropoda; Insecta; Diptera; Culicidae. Gene Ontology annotation, biological process: transmembrane transport. Gene Ontology annotation, molecular function: transmembrane transporter activity. Gene Ontology annotation, cellular component: membrane. The record is from RefSeq and is a predicted model, not a curated record.
UCUGUCAAACGUCGGUCGAACUUUUGUGUUUACACCUCCCUAGCUUCUAAAUUUGCUCGCUCGCUGCAUUUGUUUGUUUUUGUUUUGAUUUCGUUUUUUUGUGUGGUCGAGGCGGAAUAAUUUUUCUCUCAUAUUAAACGGUAGCUAGAAUGAAAACACAUUCCGAAUAAUGCCGAUGAUUGUAGAACUUUAGGAGUGAGUUUGUCCAAGGUCGAGUCUGCGGAUGACGGGUUAGUUUGUUGAUAACAGCCGUUGACGUUUGAUUGUCUUCGUCGAAAUCCGAGUCGGGAUAGGGCAUUCGUUCUGUGGGAUAGACUUCGCUAUCCUCUAGUAUCAUGUUUUCUCUAUGCAUUUUGCACAAUCAUUCAAAACUUGUGAGUGAGCCGCUCUAUCGUGUUGGUAUGAUAUACGAUACGCCAAUGUUGGAAGUGAAUGUGUACACGCUUUGUUGUUAAGAAAGAUUCACAAAGCAGGUGAAGACAACUUUGAGGGGUUUCUUAUAGUGAUUUUGUACGACAUCUGUGAACAAAGUGAAACUUUCUUCCGUUAUCAAGUGGCGAAGUUAGAAGCAUUAAAUUAGUAGUUUUGUUGUCCAGAACCAUGUUCGGAUUGGGCUCAAACUGUAAUAGUUAUACUUCUCAAAUUUGCAAGGAUUGUUGACUUGAGUCAUACAACAACACCACAGCCGGCAUCCGCGACUAAUCUAAUAGUUUUAUAAUGAGCACCUUGCUCUCCAACGUUGUUGAUAGUGCGAACCGGCGAACCCUACUUUGAACCACUCGAGCUGCGUAUUACCUACUUUGUACAAAAAAAAAGCUUGUAUCAUUAGGUCUUUCUCCAGCCGGACCAAAACCUGUACUAUCACUAGCUCAGUGGCUAGUGAUAAGAAUAAUCUUCACGCAGGAUGGAUGAAGGUGAAACUAGUACGCAUCUGGAUAGUUUUCCGAACGCGCCUAAUGCAGAUCAAAACAAAUUUGAGAAAAAGUACCGAUUUUUCAUCCUUGAACCAGCUAUACUUUUACUGUUUUAUGCGUGGAAUGUUUCCUCCGCCGUAUUUACGAACCAGGUGGUUUAUCAAACGUGUACAGUGACACUGGGAUUCAACGAAACCGAUUGUCUCCAGCUGGGAACCGAGAAUGAAACCGUCGAAAUCCAGGAGCUGGAACGAGAAGUGCAGCCCUACACGGCUAACAUUUUGAUGGCCAGAUCGUUGAUAGAUUCCAUCAUACCGGCCCUGUGCAGCAUGUUCAUUGGGCCGUGGUCCGACAAGUAUGGCCGCAAGCCGAUUCUGCUUUCGACGUUCAUCGGGUCCUUUUUGACGUAUUCGUCGGUGGCGGUUAUUUGCUUCCUAUCGACCCGUUUUACCAUCAAUCCGUGGUAUUAUACGUUGGCCUUUAUUCCGGCAUCGCUGUCUGGGGGCAAUUGUGCUCUGAUUACGGGAGUUUUCUGCUACAUUACCGAUGUCACUUCAGAGAAGAAUCGUGCUGUCAAAAUGGGUGUCCUGGAAGCAUCGAUCUUUAUCGGCUUGCUGCUGGGUGUGCUGAGCAGUAGCUACAUCCUGCGAUGGUUCAAUGCUACGAUCGUCUUUGUGACUGCAGCCGUUUGCGUGCUUCUGGGUAUACUCUACAUCGCGUUCUACAUCGAAGAGAGCAUUCGUCCGAACGAACUGGACAAUUCGACCUCCAAAAUCAGGGAGAUUUUCCGUUUCGAGCUGGUUAGCGAUCUGUUUCACACUUGCUUCAAACCCCGGCCGAACUUCGAUAGGGUUAUCAUUUGGCUCGUGAUAACGGCCCUGGGAGCCAGUAUUUUUGCAUUGGAGGGUACCGGAACAGUGUAUUUUCUGUUUCUUCGGGAGCGAUUUGAUUGGACGGUAAAGGAAUAUUCUUUUUACGAUUCCACCUUGAUCGUGUUCAUGGUGGCCGGAAACUUUAUCGGAAUGUACGGCAUCAAGAAGGUGUUUGGAACGACGGAAAGUAUUCUGACUGCCAUCGGAUUCGCCAGCUAUGCCAUCGACAGUGGAAUUAGAGCUGUGGCCUAUGCUCCGUGGCAUCUUUACAUGGCAAUUGUCGUGUCGAUGCUGAAAGGAAUUGCUGGGCCAAUGGGAAGGGCCGUCAUAUCGAACACAGCACCACCGAACGAAAUCGGAAAAAUAUUCUCGCUAACCACUUCGAUAGAAUCGCUGACGCCGCUGGUUUCGGCUCCGGUUUAUACGUUCGUCUACAAACGGACCAUUUCGUGGUACCCGGGAGCAUUCAAUCUCAUCAGUGCAACACUGUACUUCACCUGUUUGUGUCUUAUGAUAUUGGUACGAGUAUUCCAAGGAAUGUACCAAGCACCGACUUACACGUCAAUUAACUGAACAGCCAUCAUGUUGUUAUUAAGUGUGUACAGAAAUGUUGAUUGAAUUUUUAUAGACAUUUAUUAGAUAUUGUUAGAGAAGGUCAUUAGUAGGAUAAACUAAUUCAGUUCUGUACUAGUCGAAUAGUAAUGUGAGGAAAGCACGAAAAUAUAUACACUCAAUUUAU